AACCUUCCACCUUCAGCUAUAAGCUGCGUUGGAGGAAAGAUAUUUACAUUUGGUUCCUACCGACUCGGAGUGCACACAAAAGGAGCUGAUAUUGAUGCCUUAUGUGUGGCCCCACGCCACGUAGAGAGAACUGACUUUUUCCAGUCUUUCUUUGAGAAAUUGAAACAGCACGAAGAGAUCAAAGACCUGAGGGCUGUUGAGGACGCUUUUGUACCAGUGAUAAAGUUCAAAUUUGAUGGAAUAGAGAUCGAUCUGCUUUUUGCCAGACUGGCCUUACAGUCCAUUCCAGACAACCUGGACCUGAGGGGAGACUCCAUCCUGAGGAACUUGGACAUUCGGUGUAUCCGCAGCCUUAAUGGCUGUCGAGUGACUGAUGAAAUUUUGUACCUGGUGCCAAACAAAGAGAACUUCAGGCUGACACUGAGAGCCAUCAAACUGUGGGCAAAACGUCGUGGGAUCUACUCCAACAUGCUGGGCUUUCUGGGUGGAGUGUCGUGGGCCAUGCUGGUGGCCCGGACCUGCCAGCUCUACCCUAACGCUGUGGCUGCCACGCUGGUCCACAAGUUCUUCUUGGUGUUCUCCAAAUGGGAGUGGCCAAAUCCUGUGCUGUUGAAACAGCCGGAGGACAGUAAUCUGAAUUUACCUGUGUGGGAUCCUCGAGUCAACCCAUCUGACAGAUACCACCUGAUGCCCAUCAUCACACCUGCGUAUCCCCAGCAGAACUCCACCUACAACGUCUCCACAUCAACACGCACUAUCAUGAGCGAGGAGUUCAAAUACGGCCUCAGCGUCACAGAUGAGAUUCUUCAGGGAAAAGCAGAAUGGUCCAAACUCUUUGAGCCACCCAACUUUUUCCAGAAGUACAAGCAUUACAUCGUCCUGACUGCCAGUGCAUCCACCGAAGAAAACCAUCUAGAGUGGAUCGGUCUGGUGGAGUCAAAGAUCCGUGUCCUGGUGGGAAACCUUGAGAGGAACGAGUACAUCACUCUGGCUCAUGUCAACCCCCAGUCCUUCCCCGGGUCCAAAGAGAACCGCAACGAGAACGACUUCGUGUCCAUGUGGUUCAUCGGGAUCAUCUUCAAGAAAGUGGAGAACGCGGAGAGCGUGAACAUCGACCUGACGUACGACAUCCAGUCCUUCACAGACACCGUGUACAGACAAGCCAACAACAUCAACAUGCUGAAGGAGGGGAUGAAGAUUGAAGCAACGCACGUGAAGAAGAAACAGCUCCACCAGUACCUUCCUCCUGAGCUGGUGCAGAAGAAGAAGAGGAGCAUAGCCGAGUUGAGCCGGAGCUCCAACGGUGGGAGCUCUAAGCGGAUCUCUCUGGACAGCAGCCCCCUGGACAGCUCCAGAGACACAGACUCAGGGACUCCCUUUAGCUCCCCGACCGGCAAACCCCUCAAACCUGCGUCGGACACAGACGACGGCGUCAGCCCUCCCAAGCAGCUUUUUGUGGAGAGCCCCUCAGCACCCAGCGCCGCUCCCAGCGCCGCGUGCAGUGCGGCGUCCAGCACGGCGUCCAGCACGGGCACGGCGUCCAGCACGGCGCCUGCUGCUCAAGACCAGGGCAUGUCCAUCCCCGUCAUUGGCUCAAAGCCUUCAGUUAAAGCGAAGCCUCCCUCCCCGCCAGCCAGCAGCUCCAUCGCCGCCGUGCUGAGCUCGGACGUGCUGCCCAACGCCGCCAGCAGCCCCAGAGAGGAGCCCAACGGCCUGGAGGACUCCGUCAACGGAGCUCCGGCCAAGAGACCGCGCUCGCCCAUAGAAGAGGAGCUGGCCAAACGGCACAAAGACACCGAGGUGGUGUCCAGUGACGACUCUGCUUUUAAAGAGCCAUAUCCACCCUCCUCUGAAUCCUACACACAAGGAGAAGGAGCCAAUAUUACCCCUCUUUCUGGAUCAAAGGCUAAGCCCAUUCCAACCAUUGAUACCUCAAGAACACAGAGACUUCCCAGCAUGGAGCUACCAGACGCCUCCUCGCCUCUCCCAGCCAGCAACAGUUGUCGCGUUGUCAAAAAUUCCAUUAAACUGGCCCUCAACCGCCACAACAUCACACCUCCCAAGCCCCCAGUGUUUGAGGGCACCCUCGCCACUGACGCUGCUCCUGCCAGUGAAGAAAAGGGCAUGUCCAUUCCUGUCAUUGGCUCAAAACACGUGGCAUCCAAACACGCGGUGCCCCCCGUCGGCAGCUCCAUCCCCACGCUAGUGAGCCGAGGAGCUGACCCACUGAACGGAGCCGCCUCCAAGAGACCCCUGUCCCCCUCUCAGGAGGAGCAGGCCAAGAGGCUGAAAGAAACAGAGAAGGCCAGAAUCCACAUAGCCUGAGCACACCACUGUAGACCGGACUCACACACACACACAGAGGUGGGGCUUUACAGUUAAGUCAAACACCGAGAAGAUGACUUCACACGGGGACAGGGAGUGCGUUCAGGUCUCGAGUGUGAAGCAGCAGGACGGACACCUCAAACCUCAAAUCUUCAGAGAUUAUAGAUUUGCCAGCGGAUAGGUGAUUUGGUCAAAGCAGAAGUUGUCAGCUCCCUCCGUCACGCUCGCAGCCAGAGGGCAUUUAACACGGCAGUCACGGAGAUAUCUGACAUGAGAACUAAAGCGACAGUUUUUUUACACGUCUUUCUCCCUCGGUGUUUAAAAAUGUGCACAGUGCAGACGGAAAACGUGCUGUUCUUUUUCAUUUUCCCAGUUUUUUUUCCAGUUAACGUGUUUUAAAAACAGCCCAGAAUACCGACGCUUGCUGCGCACACUUCCCGUGUAUGCCAGUUUUUCUUUUUUCUUUUCUCCCAAACAGAAACCUGUACAGUAAAUGUUGAUGUACAUAACUUUUUUGUCUUAAAAAAAAAAAAAAAAGCAAAAGAUCACUGUUAAGUCUUUUGAUCAUUAUAUUGUAGUUUUAUCUAAAAAUGGAAAAAAAAAAAAGUUUAAAAAAUUGUAAUUUUUUUGUUUUUCUCUAUUGCUUGUCCCAAAAAGAAGUUUGUCUCCAGCCCUGGAUAUUUUUUGUAAACACUGUGUAGGUUUGGAUACAGUUGCAGGGAGGCUUUAUUGAGGGGGUUUGCUCGGAUCUGACGGAAAUCACAACCACGACUCUUUGGACCACCACGACCGCCCCAAACAGGACUCCAGGUUAGUAUCGGACUGCAGGCGAUCAUAGACGUCCGGUGACAUCAGUGCUUCUCAGGUGCCGGUAAGAGCAUUAAAAAAAGAAAAACCAUCAUUAACAACAGGAAAGUGCUUUUUCUGGAUGUGAUGUAAUGAAGCUUCUCAGAGGUUUGUGAGCUCUUGGAAGGAUUUUAGCACCGAACGUGGGAACAACCAUAUCAGAGCUAAUCCUCCCUGUUCAGUGUAGCUUCAGUGUCACGCCUGUUGUUCCUCUUGGAUUAAAAGAAAAAAGGUU
This is a messenger RNA of Morone saxatilis (striped sea-bass), 3406 nucleotides long. It is a transcript of the gene papolg, whose product is annotated as poly(A) polymerase gamma. The record is from RefSeq and is a predicted model, not a curated record. Gene Ontology annotation, cellular component: nucleus. Gene Ontology annotation, molecular function: RNA binding; poly(A) RNA polymerase activity. NCBI's taxonomy places the organism in Eukaryota, Metazoa, Chordata, Actinopteri, Moronidae.